CGACCGCCGCGGGGGUCGAAGUUCGCGGCGCGCAUGGGUCAUGUGAUGUUUUGUAUGUCCAUUCUCGUAUGAUAAACGCCCGAAGGUCUCGCACGUGUUUACUACUUUACUGCUGAUUUUGCGCACGCUGCAUCACAUAUCGUAAAGCGAGCCAACAAACACAAGAAGAAGAUAUAUCGUUAGCGGCAGCUUAUAAUGUCGCGUAGAUCCAAGCUAAUAUUUUAUCUUACGAGUCUUUAGUGGUCUUCAGGCACGUCGAUUAACCCCGGAAGAGAGAGAGAAUCGUCUCUAUUACGUAAAUCGCAAUAUAUUAAGGGGUGCAGAGUCCUCGCGCGAUAUCAAAGUCGAGAAACGCGCUGCUACCCGCGUUUACUUUGCGCGUCUAACCUAUAAGAGGUCGAAAAUGUGCUGGAAAAGUGGAGGAGAGGAGGAAUAUUAGCACGAAGGAACGCGGCGACCGGAAGCGCGGCGACCUGUUCCAGGGGUAGGAUGGUCUUGCAAAAGAUCAGCUAUGACUUCGUCAAAGGUUUCCGACACGUGCACGCCAGGACGAGCGAGUCCUGUGGCAACAAGUGCUUCCAACGAUUGUACAUGGCACUACCGCGGCUCACACCGCAGGAGGUAACAAGUGUUUUGCAAGCCAACGAGUACACCAAAGAGUUUUCUGGAUCGGGUUCCGUGAAAUAUUACGACUCUAAUCAAUUGGCGUCUAAUAAUCCUAUAGAAGAUACGAGAUCCGAGGCUCAAUGUUUGUUAACUAAAGGUAUGUUAAUGGGAGUUUUCGAUGGCCACGGUGGUGGUGCCUGCGCACAAGUGGUGUCGAAAAGACUGUUUCAUUAUAUAUCUGCGUGCCUGUUACCGCCAAAAUUGCUGGAGCAAUACUUGAAUUCUGUUGGCACUGACAGAAGUUUGAACUUGCUCGAAACCUUCAACGAUAAGGUAGAAUUUGUAGCCGAGAUCAGAGAUCUUUAUCAAACGAGCUUCUUAAGUUUCGUGAGAGACUUGGUGCAUUCAGAUACCAGGAAGGAAUUUCAAAUGGAAAAGGCCUUGGAAAGCGCAUUUCUCAGACUAGACAACGAUUUAUCGACCGAGGCUCUGUUGCAAUUGAAUAAGAAAGAUGCUGCGAGGACUCUCGCUGUCGCAAUGUCGGGUACGGUAGCCGCUGUGGCGCACAUAGACGGCCCCCAUCUCCAUGUCGCCGGCGUUGGCGACAGUAGGGUCGUCUUGGGAGUGCUCUCAGAAAGCGAUGGAUGGUCGGCGAAGAUGAUGACGGUAGAGCACAACGCGGAUAACCGUGAGGAAGUGGAGAGGAUCUUGUCGGAGCAUCCGACGAACGAGAGAUCGACUGUGAUUAAAAUGGAAAGACUGCUCGGGCAAUUGGCGCCGCUUCGCUCGCUGGGCGAUUUCCGCUACAAGUGGAGUAAAAAUAUUAUGAAGAGGGUCGUGGUGCCGUUCCUCGGCGAGACGGCGAUCCCAGCGAAUUAUCACACGCCGCCCUAUCUUACAGCCAAUCCGGAGGUCAGAUACCACAGGCUCACGCCGAGGGACAAAUUUCUCAUAUUAGCCAGCGACGGACUGUGGGACCUGAUUUCGCCGUUGCAAGCAGUGCGCCUGGUAGGCGAGCACAUGAGCGGCAAGGUCACGCUCAACCCACUGAGAUUACCGCGUAAAAAUAUGAAAUUGUCGGACAUAAAUGAGAUGUUGCUGCAACGCAAGGAGGGCCUGAAGAAGAAGCCCCUCGACGGCAACGCGGCGACGCACUUGCUGAGGAACGCUCUAGGUGGCACGGAAUACGGGAUAGACCAUGCCAAAUUGUCGCAAUUGUUGACCCUGCCGAGCGAAGUGGUGCGGAUAUUCCGCGACGACAUCACCAUAACGGUCGUCUACAUGGAUUCGGAAUUUCUGAGACAUUGCCCUCCGUAAAUGAUGUCGCAAUAUCUCCACUAUUUUUCAAUACUGGUGUUAUAUCAGUAUACAGCUUGUUAUUUAUUUAGUUAACAAUAAAAACAAUUUACAUGAAAACAGUA
Molecule: messenger RNA, 2027 nt
Organism: Temnothorax curvispinosus
Lineage: Eukaryota; Metazoa; Arthropoda; Insecta; Hymenoptera; Formicidae
Gene: Pdp
Product: pyruvate dehydrogenase [acetyl-transferring]-phosphatase 1, mitochondrial
Exons: 4
Coding region: 490-1923 (477 amino acids)
Biological process (GO): protein dephosphorylation
Molecular function (GO): cation binding; protein serine/threonine phosphatase activity
Source: RefSeq, a predicted model, not a curated record